Molecule: messenger RNA, 3528 nt
Organism: Kogia breviceps (pygmy sperm whale)
Lineage: Eukaryota; Metazoa; Chordata; Mammalia; Artiodactyla; Physeteridae
Source: RefSeq, a predicted model, not a curated record
AGAAAACUGAAAACUACUAUUUCUUCUCAUUAAGUAAAGGUGAGCGCAUUCUCCAUAGGAACAGAGAGGAAGCAGCAGCCCUGGAAGUGAAAAGUCAGCUGAGGGACCCUUAUGAUUUACUACUGCAAAGUCGUCUCUGUUUGGGAAAACAUAGACUUGGACUUCCACGAAACGAGUUCCGGCCUUAUGUCAAUCCGCUAAAGACCUGGUCCUUGGGCACAAAGGACCUGUUCUCUGGAUGUCAGCUGAGUUACUAAGGUGACUCUGCACGCCAGGAGAGAGACCUUGGUAGAAAGAACCUCAAGGCUCUUGGAGACCCCCAUCUCUCCUUUUUUUCUGUGUGUGUGGGUCUUCACUGAACAUUCAAACCUGUUUCUCCAACGGGUUUUGCAAAAACUCAGACUGUUUUCCAAAGCAGAAGCGCUGGCGUCCACAGCAGAAGUGAUGGGCAGCGUACGUACCAACCGCUACAGCAUCGUCUCUUCGGAGGAGGAUGGCAUGAAGCUGGCCACCCUGGCGGUGGCCAAUGGCUUUGGGAACGGGAAGAGUAAAGUCCACACUCGCCAGCAGUGCCGGAGCCGCUUUGUGAAGAAGGACGGCCACUGCAACGUGCAGUUCAUCAACGUGGGCGAGAAGGGCCAGCGGUACCUGGCGGACAUCUUCACCACGUGUGUGGACAUCCGCUGGCGGUGGAUGCUGGUUAUCUUCUGCCUGGCUUUCGUUCUCUCCUGGCUGUUUUUCGGCUGCGUGUUUUGGUUGAUAGCGCUGCUCCACGGGGACCUGGACGCGUCCAAGGAGAGCAAAGCGUGCGUGUCCGAGGUCAACAGCUUCACGGCCGCUUUCCUCUUCUCCAUCGAGACGCAGACCACCAUAGGCUACGGCUUCCGCUGCGUCACAGACGAGUGCCCCGUGGCCGUUUUCAUGGUGGUCUUCCAGUCCAUCGUGGGCUGCAUCAUCGACGCCUUUAUCAUCGGCGCGGUCAUGGCCAAGAUGGCCAAGCCCAAGAAGAGAAACGAGACCCUGGUCUUCAGCCACAAUGCCGUGAUCGCCAUGAGGGAUGGCAAGCUCUGUCUGAUGUGGCGGGUGGGCAACCUUCGGAAAAGCCACCUGGUGGAAGCUCACGUGCGAGCACAGCUCCUCAAAUCCAGGAUUACUUCCGAAGGGGAGUACAUCCCCCUGGAUCAGAUAGACAUCAACGUCGGCUUUGACAGCGGCAUUGACCGCAUAUUUCUGGUGUCCCCCAUCACCAUCGUCCACGAGAUAGACGAGGACAGCCCUUUAUACGAUUUGAGCAAACAGGACAUCGACAACGCGGACUUCGAAAUCGUGGUGAUCCUCGAAGGCAUGGUGGAGGCCACGGCCAUGACCACGCAGUGCCGGAGCUCGUACCUGGCCAACGAAAUCCUCUGGGGCCACCGCUACGAGCCCGUCCUCUUCGAGGAGAAGCACUACUACAAAGUGGACUAUUCGAGGUUCCACAAGACUUACGAAGUACCCAACACUCCCCUUUGUAGCGCCAGGGACUUAGCGGAGAAGAAGUACAUCCUCUCCAACGCUAACUCCUUUUGCUAUGAAAAUGAGGUUGCCCUCACAAGCAAAGAGGAAGAAGACAGUGAAAACGGGGUCCCAGAGAGCACGAGUACGGACACGCCCCCUGACAUAGACCUUCACAACCAGGAGGAAGAAGACAGGGGAAGAAAAACUCACACACACACACGAUAUAAACAUCUUUUCUUUCGUUCGAGGUGGUGCUAGCCAGGUGAACGCAUACGACGUGGAGAGACGGUGAUGUGCCCUUAGAUUUUUUUCUGGGUUUUUCCAUUUUUUGCACAUUCCAAAAUUUAUUCCAGAAGACAAGACCUAGGUUGAAAUGAGUCGGCAUCCUUGACGCUGAGCCAUCCAACUUGAAAGAUCAAUACGUUUAUACCCCUGCGGCUGAAUUCCUUGCCCUGACAGCUGGUACAUCUGCAGCUUGACUUCACCUUCCAAAAGAUGCCAUGCCUGGCCUCUAGGCUGGCUCUUACGAUCAGGCUGUCUGGACUGAGUCCUACAGCAUCCAAGGGGGCUGUGAAUGCCCAAGUGGGAAGGUGGGAAGAUGCAGAAGAGCCAUUUUGAUGUAGCUCAUCAGCUCAAGUAUUCAGGAGGGAGGGGAACAUUGCUUUCUUUCUUUUUUUUUUUUUUUCUAAUGGUACAGAGUAGGAAUGAAAAUGUCUCGGUAAUUUAGGGUCAACAAGAGCCAUAAAAAUUCUAACAGAGUCACAAGUAAAGGAGAUAAUGAUCUAAAAGGGUCCUUUCCCCUUGAUGGAUGCACACUCAUCGUUGAAUCUGAGCUGAUCCCUUUUGCCCGUGGAGCCCUAGAGCAGGCUACUUAGGGCACAUUGUUUUCCAGAAGCCUCUCCUGCCUGGCUGCCUGACUUGCUAGAAACAUUUUGUUUUGUUUUCUGCUCUAGCUCAACAUAAUGGAACUCUCUUUUGGUUUAAAGUUCCUUAUUUGUGAAUUCUGGGGUUGCUGACUUUUCAUUUUAAUUGGCAUCUCAAAAUCAACUCUCUUACGGUAUUAUAUCCCUGUAUGCCAUUAAAAAACAGCUUGUUCUAGAAUAUCCUGUAUUUUGUAAACUGUUGUCUGUGAUGGUCUCUGGUUCUUGAACAGCCAUAUAUCUGAAUGCGGUGCCUGCAAUAAUCGGACAGUCUCUGCUGUUCUCAGCCUUCAGAGUCGAUGGGUUUGAACACUGUGGAGUUACUUUUACUGAAACCAAGUUAGAGAUAUCGAGCAAGUGGAUGUUAUUUUAAGUCCAAACUUAAAGGCAGAUUAGGGAGGUUGUUUAGAGAGUUGGAGGGAUUGCGUGGGCACAGAAUUUACCUUCUUCUGUAAACGGCAAAUGUUCGGCCAUUGACAGAGGAUGUUGACGGUUUCAGCUGCUGCUAUUUCGAUAUUUUUGCAAAGGAAAAUAAUCAAACCAAAGAGUAUUCAGUGGUCUGUAAAUUAAAUGAAGAUUCAGUGGAGAAUGGGGGUGACCACAGAAAAGGCACCUUCCCAUCACACAGCUCUGCCACUUAAAAGACUUGAGAUAUUUGAAAGGGGGUGGGUAGGGGUCAAGAAUGAGGGAGGGAACUCUUGCAACUUCUUUCUGAAAAAGAGAAAAAAAAUCUAAAAUUUCUGGUGCACAGGUUUGUUUGUUUUUUUUUUUUCAAGAAAAUUUUGCAGAAGCUAUGUUUUUAAAGUGUACAUUUUAUAAAGUUUAUCAGAUAUUUUCAUAUUUAAAGCCAAAUGUAAAUAGAAGUCUGUAAAGGGAAAAAAAUUGCCAUAGAAAGUAUAAUUUCAGUGCAGCAAUUUCUGAGAGCUAGUACCUAUAUGCUACCGGUUAGCAUGGUUUUAGCAAAUAUUUACCAGCCUUAUAAGGUUCGUAUUGCUAUGUUCUUCUGUUAUUUAUUUCAGCAUGGACUGUUGAUUUGAAAGCUUUUUCUAGUUAUUAGUAUUUUCACAGUUACAAGCUUUAAAUGGCAAUUAUUUUUUUUUAAUUUUUAAUU